This is a messenger RNA of Helianthus annuus (common sunflower), 1318 nucleotides long. RefSeq names its product homeobox-leucine zipper protein HAT4. Bases 114 to 1031 code for a protein of 305 amino acids. Gene Ontology annotation, cellular component: nucleus. The transcript has 4 exons. The record is from RefSeq and is a predicted model, not a curated record. Gene Ontology annotation, molecular function: sequence-specific DNA binding; DNA-binding transcription factor activity, RNA polymerase II-specific. Gene Ontology annotation, biological process: regulation of DNA-templated transcription. NCBI's taxonomy places the organism in Eukaryota, Viridiplantae, Streptophyta, Magnoliopsida, Asterales, Asteraceae.
ACCCCCUGAUUGCAGUCAAACACUCUCAAUCUCUCUCUUGAUCUCCAUACCUCAAAAACACCUGUUCUUAUCAACCUUAAUCCCAAACAUAUAACAAGAUUUUUGUUCUGUAAAUGAUGGCUGAGAAAGAAGAUUUAGGCUUGAGCCUCAGCUUGAACUUUCCGGCAGCCGCCGACCGAAAUCCGUCCUCUCUACACCUGAAUCUGACCCCAACGUUGCUUCCGUCUUCGUUUAAUCUUCCCGUUAGAACGCCUAACUGGCCCGAUUCGUGUCCAUCUUCAUCAGAUCGGCACAACGCUGACGCGUUUAAAGUCGAAACGAGGUCGUUUCUAAAGGGGAUUGACGUGAACCGGAUUCCGGCGACGACAGCGGAGGCGGAGGAGGAGGUCGGUGUCUCCUCCCCGAAGAGCACCAUAUCGAGCAUCAGUGGGAAGAGGAGCGAGAGAGAUCUCCCGAACGAAAACGACGUCGGCGAGAGAUCGUCGUCUCGAGGCGGCAGUGACGACGAAGACGGCGAUAACAGCCGAAAGAAACUCCGGCUUUCAAAGGAUCAGUCGGCGGUUCUAGAAGAAAGUUUUAAGGAACAUAACACUCUUAACCCUAAACAAAAGCUGGCUUUGGCUAAGAGGCUUGGAUUGAGACCAAGGCAGGUGGAAGUUUGGUUUCAAAACCGAAGGGCAAGGACAAAGCUAAAACAAACAGAGGUGGAUUGUGAGUUUUUGAAGAGAUGUUGUGAAAAUCUAACAGAAGAAAACAGAAGGUUACAAAAGGAAUUACAAGAACUACGAGCUUUGAAACUCUCCCCGCAAUUCUAUAUGCAAAUGGCGCCUCCUACGACCCUCACUAUGUGCCCUUCGUGUGAGCGUGUGGCGCCACCACCAUCGGAAAAGCCGAUCAACCACAAACACAACAUGCCUCGCCUCACAUCCGCGAACCAAAUCCACCACCGAGCAUUACCGUUUCACCCAUGGCCAACACCUGCUAACCAGGUCGCUCAAAGACAGAUGGGUGGACUUCACCCACGAUCAUAAGGACAUUUUGGUUAUUUUAUGAAUGAGUUUAAGAUAUGAUAGGGGUUUGGUUGGUUGAUUAGGAUCUAGAGAUUUGGUCUAGUUGACCAAUUAAUAUUUGGGGGGUCAUGUUUACUUUGAGAGUUAGUUCUUUGUAAUUUUAUAUCUUAGUGUUAUAGUAUUUAAAUAUUCUUUCUUCCCAAUUUCAUGAAGAGAAGAAAACGACAAUACUCAUUGUUUAAAUGGGAAGGAAGAGACGUGUUAUUAGGUUGUAAAUUCCCUUCACUAAUUAAUCAUUUUUUUAUUCU